GAGCACUUACCUACAUGCAGGCAAUACAAGCAUACUAAUAAUAUAUUUUUUUUUAAAGUCCAAGGACAAAUGGUGGUGUCUUGGACUGGAGUGACAGUAGUUGAAAGGAAGAGAUUUGUAUAGAUUUUGAGAGAUACAGGGUAAGAAGCAUUAUCAGGACUUAGUAGUAGUAUGGAUGUGGAGAAUGAGGAGCUGAAGGUUUCAAGGACAUCGCAAGAUAUAACUGACAAUGAUGCCGUGUUUUCAUCUGGGGUAUUAUCAGAUCAAGCAGGAGUGCGAUGACCUCCAUCCUGCGAAGUCCUCAGGCUCUCCAACUCACACUAGCCUUGAUCAAGCCUGAUGCAGUUGCCCACCCACUAAUUCUGGAGGCUAUACAUCAACAGAUUCUGAGCAACAAAUUCCUUAUUGUACGAAUGAGAGAACUGCUAUGGAGGAAGGAAGAUUGCCGGAGGUUUUACCAAGAGCAUGAAGGGCGUUUUUUCUAUCAGCGACUGGUGGAGUUCAUGGCCAGUGGGCCAAUCCGAGCUUACAUCCUUGCUCACAAAGAUGCCAUCCAGCACUGGAGGACACUGAUGGGCCCCACCAGAGUGUUUCGGGCACGCUUCAUGGCCCCAGAUUCAAUUCGUGGGAGUUUUGGCCUCACUGACACCCGCAACACCACCCAUGGCUCAGAUUCUGUGGCUUCUGCCAGCAGAGAGAUUGCAGCUUUCUUCCCUGACUUUAGUGAGCAGCACUGGUAUAAGGAGGAGGAACCCCAGCUACGCUGUGGCCCUGUGCGCUACAGUCCAGAAGAAGGUAUCCACUGUGCAGCCGAAACAGGAGGCCCAAGAGCAGCCUGGUAAAGGCCAGUCAACUCCAAGGACCAGUGGGCAAUCCCGGCCUUUUCUCUUAUACUCCUGGUCCAAAACAUUCUCUUAGGAUGAAGGAAGCGUGAGUUAAAGGCCCUGUCUCUGUUGAGCCCCACCACCUGCCUAAAGAUCUAGCUCAUGACUGCACUUCCUCCGGAAUCCAGCUCUUUAUCUACCUCUUCUAUGGAAUGUCAUGGGUACCUAGGAAGAAUGGUACUCCCCUUUUUUCAGAGAACUAUUCAUCUUUCCUCAAGAAGAAGCUUGCCUAAUUGACUCAGCUGGAAAAUAUGGUGACUAUAUAAACAUGCAGCCUGUCUUUUUUAAUAAAUUUGUUUCUACUGACUCCUCAAGGCUUCCAGCUUUAUCUCUACCCUUCAUUGGGAUAACUGCAUUGAUCUGAAGCCAGUUUUCUGUUCUAUGCUAACUGAAGAGAGAAUUGUUUAGGAAUCUCCCAGAGGGUUGACUUAAAUGUGCAGCUUACUUAGCACAUAAAUGUACCCAGUGACUGAGCUGGGUAUGGACUAAAACUAUACUACGC
Nannospalax galili (Upper Galilee mountains blind mole rat) is the source of this 1386-nucleotide messenger RNA. It is a transcript of the gene Nme6, whose product is annotated as NME/NM23 nucleoside diphosphate kinase 6. Gene Ontology annotation, biological process: CTP biosynthetic process; GTP biosynthetic process; UTP biosynthetic process. Bases 279 to 842 code for a protein of 187 amino acids. NCBI's taxonomy places the organism in Eukaryota, Metazoa, Chordata, Mammalia, Rodentia, Spalacidae. The transcript has 6 exons. Gene Ontology annotation, molecular function: nucleoside diphosphate kinase activity. The record is from RefSeq and is a predicted model, not a curated record.